CAGGUCCUGUUCUACUGCUCGAGUUUGUAGACUGCUCCCCGCGCUCCGCGCAUCGUCUGUCCGUCUCGUCUGUCUGUCUGACCCGCUGGAUACUCGGUACAUCGUCUCAACAGAGGUGCCUUCAGCUUUAUCCCAGUCUCCUCAACGUUAUCCAUCAUGGCUGAGAAUAAACUGGCCUCCUUUGGGAAGAUGCUGCUGAGGCGUCGCUUGCUGGACACUUCUCAGGACGAAACCCGCUUCGCUCGCUGUCUCACCACUCUUGACCUCAUAGCCCUCGGGGUGGGGGCGACACUGGGUGCAGGUGUCUACGUUCUGGCUGGGGAAGUGGCCCGAGAGAAGGCUGGACCUGCCAUCGUGCUGUCUUUCCUAAUUGCUGCCUUUUCCUCUGUUCUCGCUGGUUUGUGCUACGCUGAAUUUGGCGCACGUGUUCCCAAGACAGGAUCCGCUUACCUAUACAGCUACGUGACAGUAGGUGAAAUAUGGGCCUUCAUCACGGGAUGGAACCUCAUUCUGUCAUACGUGAUUGGCACAGCUAGUGUGGCACGGGCUUGGAGCUCAACGUUUGACAAUCUAGUGAACAAAACCAUCUCUGACUUUUUCACUGAUUCCAUGUCAUUUCCAUACACUGGAAAAGUGUUAGCGGAAUAUCCAGAUGUGUUUGCCCUCAUCCUGGUCAUGUUGCUCACUGGAUUAUUGGCAUUUGGAGUGAGUGAGUCUGCUCUUGUCAGCAAGAUCUUCACAGGAAUCAACCUGGUGGUUCUGAUAUUUGUCAUCAUAUCGGGCUUUGUGAAAGGUGACACUGCCAACUGGAACCUCACUGUGGAGGACUACAUUAACAGCACAAACAACUAUAAUGCAAAGAUCAUUGAAAAAGAGUUCGGCUCAGGUGGCUUUGCACCAUUUGGCUUGGGUGGAAUCCUUACUGGUGCUGCUACAUGCUUCUAUGCAUUUGUGGGUUUUGACUGCAUCGCAACCACAAGUGAGGAGGCCAAAAACCCCAUGCGUUCCAUCCCGAUCAGCAUAGUGGCCUCUUUGCUCAUCUGCUUUUUUGCCUACUUCGGAGUGUCGGCAGCGCUCACACUCAUGAUGCCCUAUUACAAGCUGGAUGUUCAAAGUCCGCUUCCAGAGGCCUUUCAAUAUGUGCACUGGGACCCUGCUCGCUAUAUUGUGGCGGUGGGGUCUCUGUGUGCCCUUUCCACCAGCUUGUUGGGCUCCAUGUUCCCUAUGCCUCGUGUGAUUUAUGCCAUGGCUGAGGAUGGUCUGCUCUUUCGCUCCCUCUCCCGCAUGCACAAGAAAACCAAGACACCUGUGCUGGCCACCGUUGUGUCUGGCAUCGUAGCAGCUCUGAUGGCCUUCCUGUUUGAUCUCGCCGCAUUAGUGGACUUGAUGUCGAUUGGGACCCUGCUGGCAUACACUCUAGUUGCUGUGUGCGUACUCAUUCUCCGGUACCAGCCAGGCAGUAUUGGCUCCAGUGGUGCUAAUGAGAAGUCAAUGGAACUACAGAGGCUGGAGGCUAAAGGAGGCAUGGCAGAUGUGGAUAGCGGGGAUGAGUACGACCAGGAGCUGGAGACAACACCCCUUAAGGAGAGGUUUUCCAUCAGGAUGCUGGUGCAACCCAUCUGUGAUGUACCCACCAAGAUUUCAGGCAUCAUUGUUUACUCUGCAACUGGCACCAUAUCUGUGUUGUUCACUCUGCUAUGUGUGGUGCUGGCAGUGUACGGAGAGCAGGUGGGGAAGGGCAGCCCUCUUUACAUCACUUUGGUUGUUCUCCUGUCUGUUCUGUCUUCUGUCUGCAUCUUCAUCAUCUGGCGACAGCCCCAGAGUAAAGAGGUUCUCACUUUCAAGGUGCCUUUGCUCCCCAUUCUGCCAUUGGUCAGUAUCUUUGUAAAUAUUUACCUCAUGAUGCAAUUGGAUGGACCUACAUGGGUUCGUUUCGCAGUAUGGAUGGUUAUUGGUUUUAUUAUUUAUUUUGCAUAUGGAAUAAAGCACAGCUCUGAGGGAAAAAACAAUUCCCCAGAAAAAUUUGAGCCAAUUUUCCAAGGAAAGAAACCAAUCUACCUGACUGAAGAUGAGAGUGAGGGGACCACACCUUAAGAAGAGCAGCUGGAUUGGUAUGGCAGCCACAUUACAACCGGUUUUGUAAAUGGCUGCAGUUUCACUUUUGCACCUUAUAAUUCUUCUGAAGUCUGCAUUGAAAACUGACAAAAAUGGCUUCACUCAACCAUUUUUAUUCAGUAGGUAAACUGUGUAUUUCUUGCUAAUCGUUUACCUUGUGUCAGUGUAUAAUGGUUCUGUAACAGUGCUACUUAUGUAUGUCUAGGCUUCAUUAUGAAAAAUAAUUCUGUCUAGUCCUCCAUGUGCUUUGUAUGCACAUGUUGACAGAUCAGAGAUGGGGCAGAACUGUUACGCUUGAAAAAAUGUUUGUGAACAGGGUGUCUCUGCCUGUGGGUGGUCAUUUAGUGUGACUUCUUUCUCUCUCAGUGAAUGGGAAUGUUAUUCAUAGGCUUUGUUUAAACAGGCAGCAAAAAUCUCAUUGGGCGUAGCCAACUCAAGUUUUUAUUUUUUUAUUAUUUAUGACAUGACAUUUGUUUAAUGUCCUUCAUGUCCACAUUUACUCGUAUAUCACACUGUCACAUUCACUAUGUAGUAAAUGUGGCCAUGAAGGACGUCCACAACCACAUUUACUGUGGACACACAUACUGUGGACCUCAGCCACAUUUACUCAUAUAUCACACUGUCACAUUCACCAUGUAGUAAAUGAGUCCCUUUCCAUUAUGCUGGCACUUACAUCAUUACUAUAGUAUCCAGUUUAGGCAAACAGAUCAGAAUUCAUCCUUUGCAAAAUGAUAGUGAGCACAGUCAGAAAAUUCACAUUUAAAGACCAAAUUAGAUUUGUGUGCUGUGUGAACAAACCCAAUAUAUUUUUAUUGGACCAGAGAGAACUGAGAGAGUGUAAAAUAGCAUGUGCAUUAUUGUUUUGAAAUCAAAACGCCCUUGUAGUACUUAAUUUUAUAAACUUGACAUGAUUGGGGAAAGUGAUACAUGAAAAAUAUUUUUAAAACUAUCUUGGAUUUUGUCAGUAGUUUUCUAUUUGUAAAAGUAUGUUCUUGUAUAUUUUUGUAAAUGUAUUUAUGUACCAGCGGGAGGAAAAUGUAUUUAUUGUUAAUGUUACUGUAAUAUGUUUGACAUAUUUUUGGCUUCUUUAGUACCAACAAUACAUUUUGGCACAGUUUUCUCUACUGAGCUGUACAUAUUUGGGAUGUAAAAUAGGAAACCCUCAUUGUCUUAAAUGUGCUUAAUAGCAGAAACAGACAUUCCUUAUUGUCUUUUUCUGGAAAGGAGUCUUGUUUUUUUACUUGCGUAACAAAAUUAGUACUUCUUUCAUUUUGAGCAUCAGCAUCUAAGUGCUCUUAUUUUUCACACAAUUUUUUCCCAUUCUAAUUAUCUUCUUAAGAUGACAUAGUUUAUGCUGUUUUCAUAAUGUUUUUUGUAAAAACAUUGCAAUGUACAUGCUUUUUUCUUUAAGGAAAAGUAGAUUUGAUGGUGGAGAUUAUGGAGAUUUGUGACUUUGGUGGCUUUUUCCGUAUGCUGCUGAGAUAUGGUAUAUGUUAUUGACAUGAACCGAGUAAUUUAUGGCACUUUACACUAAACAGAGUUAUUUGUACAGUUUAUUUUCCAAAAAGCAUUACCGUUUGCUGCAAAUAUUGUAACUUUUAAGCCUGUUUUACAAUUAAUGUUUACACAAUGCUGCUGUGUAGUUGAGCUGGAACUGUUUGUUCCAGUUUAUUGAAAAUCAUAUCUGUUACAAAGUUGAGAGUCGGUAGUAUUCACUUUGAAGAGACAUUCUCCUCUUAUAAUACAGACCCUAAUGGGUAUUACUGUAGCCUACAUUUCCUCAGAAGUGAUGGCUUUUCAUGACUCAAUGCUGUGACUAGCUUUUUCUCACUCUUUCAGAGGUAUAGAGCUGUUCGGUUUGAAGUCCUAAAUCCUGGAAAAGAAUUUUACAGGCAUGUAUUCCCUCUGGCAUUCCUAUGGGAAUUUUUGAUUGAGUAAAAUAAGGUCUGUUGUUUACAUUACUUGUUAGCUCAGGUUAAUUAAAUAAUAUUAAAGGAACUCAUUUCAUUGUUGGUUUAUGCUAAUGCUUCGUUAACGAAUAUGAAUAAGUGGAACCUUACUUGGAAAGUUACCACAUAAAUAAUACCUAAAAUUUGAGAGAAAUAUAUUUUUUAAAAAUAGAACUUGCUUAACAAGCUUCUGGAUUGGCUUACAAAUUGACAUGAUGACUGAAUAGCUCUAUUGGUGUGUAUACUGUAAUAUAACAGACAUUACUGUUUACUGUGUUGUAAGACUUGUUGUUUAAUAUCCAUGUAUAUAUUUGCUCUUUAAAGCUGAAGUGUGAAAUUUCUGUGCCACUGAUGUCACCCAAUGGAAUUGCAAAAAUAGUUUUUGUUUUCACAAAAUGCUCCCAGAUAGUCCCACCCCAAACUCGCACCAUUGGUUGAGCCAGUGUUGCUGUGUUGGGCUUGAUUGGAUGCUUAAACGUGGAUUUGGGUAAUGGCUGACUUUUACUUGUAUCUGCAUAUUAAGAUGAGAUAGAAGAAAGUAUUUUAACUUUAAAACAAAUUACACACUUCAGCUUUCCUAUGUAAAUAGCCUACUUAAUGUGCCUUUAUUAUGUGCUAUGCUGUCAUCAAAUAAACAU
Molecule: messenger RNA, 4702 nt
Organism: Sinocyclocheilus grahami
Lineage: Eukaryota; Metazoa; Chordata; Actinopteri; Cypriniformes; Cyprinidae
Gene: slc7a3b
Product: solute carrier family 7 member 3b
Exons: 12
Coding region: 157-2094 (645 amino acids)
Biological process (GO): amino acid transport; transmembrane transport
Cellular component (GO): plasma membrane
Molecular function (GO): amino acid transmembrane transporter activity
Source: RefSeq, a predicted model, not a curated record